GGAGUCGUCACUGCCUGCCUGGUCCUUCUUUUUUUUCUUCCUUCCUUCCUUCCUUCCUCCAUCUCUCCUCGACGGAGCUCCGUCCUCCCUCCUGUCAUCCUGGAAGCGACGGUGUAAUUAGCGAAGCUCUGUGGGAGAGGAACCGCUCUGUAGGAUCCGAUCGCUGACUCUCACUCGGUGCUGGAAAACAAGUGGAAGGGAACAGUCGCUCUGGGGAAUCCUCCAAGAGGAAAGUGCACUCUUUGAUUCCCUUUCCUGGACUCUUUCGCCGAGGUGAUUUUCUCAUUCCCACCUGGACACAUUUUUAUUGUGUUAUUAUUUUUUUACAGAACACUGUGAGGAGGAUUUGUAAAGAGCUUUAGGUUCUAAACAGGUGGAAUCUGAGGGUUUUAAGCCCCCGCACACACUGCAUGUUGAGGGAGCUCAGCUCAGCAGGAGCAUCAAAGACUGGGACACCGACAAAUUCCACACAUUUUCCUAGGCGGUGGAUCAGGUGCAAAGUGCACACGUGUUUCUUCAAUCUGGAACAGAAGUAGCCGGACCACAUGUGAGUUUAACGAGCAGCCUCGCUGACUAAGUGGCAGAAUUUCCAAACUCGGCGUGAGCGGGAGGGGGGCGUGCGGUCGCCGGGCGGGCCGGGAGACGAUGCCGGCCAUCCUGGUGGCCUCAAAGAUGAAAUCGGGACUCCCCAAACCCAAACCGGUGCACAGCGCCCUGCCCAUCCCCCAGAACCACAGCCGGCCCUCGGCUCUGGCUCUGCCUGCGGCGCCCCUCAAGAUCCACCACAUCCCCUCGCCGGGCCAGCAGAUGGACGCAGGACCCCCGAGGAGCUUCGCACCGGGGUCAGAGGAUAGAGAAGACUCUCAGAUCUACAUGGACUGGGCCAACCACUACCUCGCCAAGUCAGGACACAAGCGUCUGAUCAAGGACCUGCAAACGGACGUCGCAGACGGGGUGCUGCUGGCGGAGAUCAUCCAGGUCGUAGCCAACGAGAAGAUCGGCGACAUCAAUGGCUGUCCCAAGAGCCGUUCUCAGAUGAUUGAGAACAUCGACGCCUGCCUCAGUUUCCUGGCAGCCAAAGGAGUCAACAUCCAGGGACUGUCUUCAGAGGAGAUCCGUAAUGGCAAUCUGAAAGCCAUCCUCGGCCUCUUCUUCAGCUUGUCCCGCUACAAGCAGCAGCAGCAGCACGCCCAGCGGCAGAACGCCCAGCCGCCUCUCCCAGCCAGGGCCCAGCCGCAGGGCGCGCACCUUCCCCUGAGCCAGCAGAGCAGCGCCCCGGCCCAGCUCGGCCUCUCUACGCAUGGGACUCCCACCCUCACAGCCCAGAAAGCAGCACAGGCCGAGAUGCAGUCCAGGGAUGGCUCUCAGAGUAAACUGCUCAAGUUUUCCCUUGGUCAGAAAAAGACCUCUAGACUUCCCGGCCCCUCGGCGAGGGUGUCCACUGCCGGCGGUGACAUCCCUCCGAGAGGCUCGGUCAGCGCCGCCGGGAACCGACGCAGCCAGGGCUUCGGCGACAAGACCAAAGCCACCUCCUCGCACCUGAACAAAGAUUCCUCAGAGGGCAUGACCUCGCAGCCUUUGGUGAUGACUGAGCAUGCUCCGUCGUCUGCGGUGACCGUCGGCUCCUCCACCAGCAUCCCCGCCGCGACCUCCGGCCAGAUCCCUCCCCCAUCUUCGUUGUCCUCGCCCUCCUCCUCCCCAUCCUCCUCCACGGCCAUUCCCCAGCCCAGCAGCAGCAGCAGCAGCAAGCCCUGGAGGAGCAAGUCGGUGAGCUCCAAGCACAUCUCCCCCUCGCCCUCCUCCACCAGCAGCAGCUCCGCGUCUGCCAUGCAGUCCGUCAAGCAGGAGAAGGACACCUCCUGUAAGGCGGAGGCUCCCCCGAAGGUCGUCGCUCCGAAGUCGAUGCUGGAGAAGCUUAAGCUCUUCAACAGCAAAGGAAGCUCCAAAUCGUCCACCUCCUCCAGUGGAGCAGCGGCCCAGAGCGACAGCGCCGCCCUGGCCAGGCAACUCGAGGCGGCGAAAGCGGAGAGAGCCGAGACCGGAUCCAACACCGAGCCCCUGGAGGAAGACGACGGCAACGUCCGGCCGGGGAUGAGCGGGACCGGCAACGGGGCGGCCCACGGAGCAGCGCCCCCUGCUGGUACGACCGUCCCCACAACCGCCAGCAGCCCCAAAAUUGCCCUGAGGGGCAUUGCCCAGCGCACUUUCAGCAGAGCUCUGACUGCCAAGAAGGGCUCUAUCAAAAGCACAGAGAAAGACAAGGACAAGGAGAAGGAGAAGGAGAAAGGGAAGGAGGCGGGGAAAUGCAUCUCGGUCCCCGAACGGACAGGGGAAGACACUCUUGACCAGCGCCAGAAAGCCACACAACUCUCCUAUUUCAGCCCGUGUGACGGUUGGAAACGGACACCUUUUGCUUUGGAGAUUUCUUUUUUUUAUCAACGGGGAUCGACACUCACCUGGACUCGUUUAUUUUCGCUUCGCACUAACAGCGCUACCAUGUUUGAGGCAGAAAGCUACAUGACUGACGGAGGUUUGGGUCUGUACACGCGGCGCCUGAACCGCCUGCCCGACAGCAUGGCCGCCGUGCGAGAGACGCUCCACCGCAACACGUCGUCCGGACAGGGAGAUGCUGACAGCUGGGAUGACAGCAGCUCCGUGAGCAGUGGCAUCAGCGACAACAUCGACACAGAUGACAUCAACACCAGCUCCUCCAUCUCGUCCUACGCCAACACGCCCGCUGCCAAGCGCAAGGGCCUCAACGCGCAGCCUGUGACCGAUGCAGAGAAGCACUCGGCCUCCACAGUGGUGCACCAGGCCUGGUCAGGAGACGAGGUGAAAAGGCCAGACGGCGGGUCGAACAGCAGGGCCAAGAUGGAGUCGGGCUCCAAGUAUAGCCGCCGGAACCCCUCCGACGUCUCUGACGAGUCCGACAAGGGCAGCUCGGGGAGGAAGACCCCCUCCGUGUCCCACACGGGCUCCUGGAGGAGGGGCAUGAGCACUCAGGUGGGGGUGACCUGCCCCCGGACUAAAAGCACCAGUAGCGCCGGCUCCACGAGCUCCAGUGGCCUCAGGACCCACAGUUCAGGAAAGACGGACGACGUCAAGGUGUCAGAGAAGGGUCAUCUCUCUCCUCGCGCCAACGGCCUUCACCGCUCGCCCUCCGACGUGGGACGCAGCAGCGGCGACGAGGCGAAGAAACCGGCGAUCCCCGCCGGCCGCACAUCGACGACGAGCGUCCUCACGCACGCCGUUUCAGACCCCCACUCCCAGACGCACACGCUCGCCUCGCACAGCUCGCACACCUCGCGCACCCCGACCAGCACCUUCGGCUUUAAGAAGCAGGGCCACGGGAUGGUCACCAUGGUUACUGCCAGCGGCGCCACCAUCACUAGUGGCUCCGCCACCCUGGGCAAGAUGCCCAAAUCUGGGGCGCACGCGCUCGCGGGAGGGUCCAAGGCCGGCGGGCAGGACGGCGCCUCGAUGCUGGGUCACCACGACGACGGCUUCCUCCCCAUGAGCGCCCGCUCCACGCUGCAGUACCGCAGCCUGCCGAGGCCCAGCCGCUCGGGGGCGGCCGCCCGCAGCGGAAACCGCUCCUCCACCAGCAGCAUCGAGGCCGCCGUGCUCUCCGUCACGACGCACGGGAAAAGCUCAAUCGGCGUGACCAAGGCCGGCGGCGCGGGGGGGCUGCUGGCCAAUCAGACGGACCGGGAGAAGGGCGUGUCCGAGAUCGACAACCUCAGGAGCGGAGGAGUCGGGAUGCAGAGUGCAGGAGCGCCGACCGUUCCCCUGACUGGAAGACAACAGGUUUCUUCACCCACACUGCGCAGACUGUUUGGUGGGAAGCCGUGUAAACAGGCUCCGGUCACCACGACUGAGAACAUGAAGAACUCCACUGUUAUCUUCAACCCCCACGCCACCAUGAACCACGUGGGCACGGUGCCGGAGUCGCCCGACGGAGGGCCGGCCGGCGUGGACAGCGAGACCAGCAGCCCCCUGUUCGGUGGCAGAGUGCAGGGCCUCGGGAUGGGCACGCUGGGCAGCGAGCAGGCCUCCAGUCCCGGCUCGGUCUACUCCUCCACCGGCCCCUCCAACAGCCUGACGUGGGGCACCACCUUCAGCAGCUCCUCGGCCCAGAGCAGGGAGAGCACGCUGGGCGGGCACGGCGGAGCGGGCAGCAUGGGGUACCCCUCCGUCAGCAGCAUGCACACCAGCAGCGAGUCCAUCGACAUGAGCCUGGGCAGCGCCGCCCACAGGGAGGACACCCUGUCCGCUCUGGGACGCGCCGGCAGCGCCAAGACCGGCAUGUCUGAGAGUCCCCUCUCCUCCCCGUCUGCUAGCCCUUUAUUCAGCCGAAACACGCUGCCUCGGAAGCAGGACAGCGGGCCACACUGUGGUAGAAACACUCUGCCUAAGAAAGGACUCAGGUAUGGCCCGUCCCCACAGCUGCGAAGCCACGAGGAGUCCCGUGAUUGGCUGCGCUCCCACUCCACCAGCGGGCUGCAGGAAUCAGUCAGUAACUCCCCGUUCUCCCCCAGCUCCAGCCUCACCUCCCCCUCCGGCACCCGCUUCAACUUCGGACAGCUCGCAUCCAGCCCCACCUCUGCAGCUCAGAUCAACCUCACCGGUCUUCGCAACAACAGCCUGACCAAUCAGGAAGUCUCCUUUGACCCUUGCACCGACAACCGACUGAGAAACUCCUGCAUGUCGCUUGACGAGAAGACUCGCACCAUGAGCAGAUCGGGCUCCUUCAGAGACGGCUUUGAGGAAGACCGGGGGCACGCCACGGAAAUGCUGACGCGCUUUCACGCCGGCCUUGCAGCGCUGAUGGCUGCAACUACUGGAUUCUACUGGGGCCAACAUAGGCGGGAUGUGGAGGACUGCUGCCGCCGCUGCGACAGCUGCACAGCGAAGAAAGGCCCUGCAGACAGAUCUCAUGCCCAGCUCCAGCAGUUUCCGGCUGGGUGUCCCAUGGAGAGGGUGGGGAUUGAUGUUCUUGGACCGUUUCCUCACUCAGAGAGGGGCAACCGUUACAUCCUCACUGCCAUGGACUAUUUUACGAAGUGGCCCGAAGCGUACUGCAUGCCGAACCAGGAGGCGGAGACGAUUGUGGAUGCUCUGGUGGGGGGAAUAUUCAGCAGAUUUGGGGCCCCUGAAGUCAUCCACACAGAUCAGGGCAGAAACUUUGAGUCCCGUGUAUUCGCCGCCAUGUGUGACAAACUGGGAUCCCACAAGACCCGCACUACACCCCUCCAUCCACAGAGCGAUGGGCUGGUCGAGAGAUUCAACCGCACGCUGGCACAACAGCUGGCCAUAGUGGCAGCUAAACAUCAGCGUGACUGGGACGACCACGUGCCUCUGGUGCUGAUGGCUUACAGGUCUGCGGUGCAGGACUCCACUUCCUGCUCUCCUGCCCUUCUCAUGCUCGGUCCCGGACUCGACUAUGCUCGGAAACUCCAGGACCGCUUGGAGUCGGCCCACGAGUUUGCCAGGAACCAGAUGCGCAGUGCGGGCGAAAGGCAAAAGAGGAACUACGAUGUGCACGUCAGACGACGACAUUUUGAAGUCGGAGAGCUGGUCUGGGUGUAUAGCCCUCAGAGGAAGAAGGGCAGCGCCGACGGCAGCCUCAGAGGAACCGCAGGCCCCCUGACCACCUGA
Pseudoliparis swirei is the source of this 5658-nucleotide messenger RNA. It is a transcript of the gene nav2a, whose product is annotated as neuron navigator 2a. Gene Ontology annotation, molecular function: protein binding; nucleic acid binding. Lineage: Eukaryota; Metazoa; Chordata; Actinopteri; Perciformes; Liparidae. Gene Ontology annotation, biological process: DNA integration; nervous system development; neurogenesis. Bases 646 to 5658 code for a protein of 1670 amino acids. The record is from RefSeq and is a predicted model, not a curated record. The transcript has 24 exons.